Nymphaea colorata (pocket water lily) is the source of this 1898-nucleotide messenger RNA. Its product is annotated as bifunctional 3-dehydroquinate dehydratase/shikimate dehydrogenase, chloroplastic-like. The record is from RefSeq and is a predicted model, not a curated record. Bases 126 to 1679 code for a protein of 517 amino acids. The transcript is spliced from 11 exons. Gene Ontology annotation, biological process: chorismate biosynthetic process; shikimate metabolic process. NCBI's taxonomy places the organism in Eukaryota, Viridiplantae, Streptophyta, Magnoliopsida, Nymphaeales, Nymphaeaceae. Gene Ontology annotation, molecular function: 3-dehydroquinate dehydratase activity; shikimate 3-dehydrogenase (NADP+) activity.
AAGGAAAAAGAGGUUGGUGAACUCAAUAAGACGUAAUCGACUCCAACUCUAGUUGCGAACUGGUUCUCUGUUUCGUUUAGAAUAAAGAGUCGAGAAACAGAGGUUCCCCUCAGAGGGUGGUGACUAUGGCACGGAACGCUACUCUUCUAUGUGUGCCAUUGCAUGCGUCUUCUGUGGAGCAGACGCUAUAUCAGAUCGAUAAGGCCAAGGCUGGCGGUGCAGACCUCGUGGAGAUCAGACUGGACCUUCUUGAAAACUUCCAGCCACACCAAGAUUUGGAAAUCCUACUAAAAGAUAAAAAGCUUCCUGUCCUUGUUACAUACAGGCCUAAGUGGGAAGGCGGUCAUUUUGAAGGCAGUGAAUAUGAAAGAUUGGAGACCCUUCGUUUAGCCAUGAACUUCGGUGCUGACUACGUGGAUGUUGAGCUCGAGGCUGCUAAUGACUUCAUAAGUUCUGUAUCUGGAAAGAAGCCUGAGAACUUGAAGGUCAUUGUUUCAUCACAUAACUACCAAAGUACUCCUUCAUUUGAGGACCUCAGGGUUCUAAUUGCAAGGUUAGUUGCAACUGGAGCAGAUAUAGUGAAAAUUGCUACAACAGCUAUAGACAUUAAAGAUGUAGCACACAUAUUUCAAGCGAUGAUGCAUUGUCAACUUGUUCUUCAGAUUCCAGUUAUUGGAUAUGUCAUGGGAGAGAAGGGACUAAUUUCUCGAUUGCUUUGCCCCAAGUUUGGAGGAUACUUUACUUAUGGCAUUCUUGAAGCUAACAAACAAUCUGCUCCUUGGGAACCCACGUUAAGAGAUUUACUGGAUUUGUACAAUAUAAGAUGGGUUGGGCCUGAUACUCAGGUAUUCGGUGUUAUUGGGAAUCCAAUAGGACAUAGUAAAGGGCCGAUUGUGUACAAUACAACAUUCAAGCAUGUUGGAUAUAAUGGAAUAUACGUGCACCUGUUGGUGGAUGACCUCGCAGUCUUUCUCAAUACAUUUGCUGCACCAGACUUCCCAGCUUUCAGUUGCGGCAUCCCUCAUAAAGAAGCUGCAGUUCUAUGCUGUGAUGAAGUUGAACCAGUUGCAAAGUGCAUUGGAGCUGUGAACACAAUUGUCAGGCGACCGAGAGACGGAAAGUUGAUCGGAUACAAUACAGAUUAUUAUGCUGCCAUAUCUGCCAUUGAAGAUGGACUUAGAGGUUCAACUGCUAAGUGCAACAUAGUCAACUCACCUCUUGAGGGUAAACUACUUGUUGUUAUUGGAGCUGGAGGGGCUGGUAAAGCACUUGCUUAUGGUGCCAAAGUAAAAGGAGCAAGAGUUGUCAUAACCGAUCUAAUUUCUGAUCGAGCAAAAAAUUUUGCCAGUUCAGUUGGUGCUGAUAACAUAACCAUGGCUGAACUGGAGGAUUUUCAUCCAGAAGAGGGCAUGAUCCUUGCAAAUGCUACUCCAGUUGGAAUGCAGCCAAAUAUACAGGAGACGCCAAUACCUAAGCAUGCUCUGAGAUACUAUGCUCUUGUUUUUGAUGCGGUAUAUACUCCCAGAAACACCAGAUUACUGCGUGAAGCAGAGGAAUCAGGAGCUGUUCCAGUUAGUGGCAUGGAGAUGUUCGUUAGACAGGCAAGGGGACAGUUCAAACACUUCACUGGUUUACCUGCACCUGAGAAUCUGAUGCGCAAUAUCCUGACUAAAAUUUAGGAUUCUACAAGCUUUUGGACUGCAUCAUCCCCACCUAUAAAAGGAGCCGAUGCAAGGACCCUUAACUAUGUCACAUGGAUACUUCACCCCUAUUAUCAUGACUGGAGGUGUGGAUACAGGACAUGGCAGACUCAUCCUUUGAACCUUUUUGUACAAUUUUGAUAUCUUUUGUUUAGUAAUCUAUGUUUUCUUAUUAUAAAUAAUGAAUAUGUGUUUGAU